ACGCACCCGCCUUCAAAAAAAAGAGAAAAAAAAAAAGACAAAAGAGAUGGAACUCAUGGAACUCGUCGACCACGAGCCUGCGGCUCGCCCGUUCCAGUGCGACUGGCAAUCCUGCAACAAGAGCUUCAAUCGCAAGUCGGACCUGCAGAGGCAUUACCGGAUCCACACAAACGAGAGGCCAUACUCGUGCAACACGCCCGGCUGCGGCAAGAGCUUCAUCCAGCGCAGCGCCCUGACUGUCCACAUCCGAACGCACACGGGCGAGAAGCCGCACCAGUGCCAACACAUUGGAUGCGGCAAGCGCUUCUCAGACUCCUCCUCCCUGGCAAGGCAUCGCAGGAUCCACACGGGCAAGCGGCCGUACAAGUGCGCGCACGACGGCUGCCUCAAGUCCUUCUGCCGCAAGACCACCAUGGUCAAGCACCAGCGCCGCUCGCACCAGCGCGGCAUCCACUCGUCCGAGCUGGACGACUGCAGCUCCGACUCGGGGUCCGAGGACUCGCCCUCGACCCCCAAGAGCGCCUCGCUGCAGUGGGGGGGCGCCGCCGCCGCCGCCCACCACCCCCAGGGCGUCCACAUGGCCGUGGCGGCUCACCACCACGCCGCCGCCGUCGCCGCAAUGGGCGGCGUCCACCCGCACCACCAGCACCAGCAGCAACAGCAACAGCAGAACCACCACCACCACGCCCUGCACCGCGCCCAGUCCUUUGCCGACUUUGGCCACCACAUGGGUCCCCAGCAGUACGGCCUGCAGCAUCCUCCCCAGCCCCAGUUCGCCGGCCACCGCCAAAGCCUCUCUUCGUCGGUGCCGCACGAGUUCCACGGCCUGCCCACCAUGCACGAGCAGCAGCAGGCAGCAGCAGCAGCAGCAGCAGCAGCACACCACCAACAACAACAACAACAACAACCGCAACCAGGCCACCCAGGCGCUCCCGUCCACGUGAUUCACAGGACAGCCAGCAUGCCGCAGCAGCCCUACUACGUGACGGAGCAGGGCAACCCUGGCGUCGCGACGCUCAACACGCAGGUGCCCAGCCAGGUGGCGACGCAGUACCACCACCCGCACCAGGUGCCCCGGCAGCAGGUCGACCGCAUCGCCGUCGAGAUCCCGUCGUCAUACUCGGCCGGCAUGAACGCGUCCAUCCAGAGCAGCCCCAGCAGCUUCUCGGCCGGAUCCGUCAGGAGCCCGUCGGCGCAGGACGGCGGCUUCUACACGCACCAGUCGGCCCAGGCCGCCACCUUUGCGCUGCAGACGGCCGGCCACCACCACCACCACCAGCACCACCCGCACCAGUCCGCCUCGCCCGUCGAGGCCCAGCACUCCCCUAUGCCGCCGUACCAGCAGCAGCCACAGCAGCAGCAGCAGCAGCAACAGCAGCAGGGCGGCCAGAUGCAGGCGCCCUCGAGCCACCCGUCGCCCCAGCCCCACGACCAGUACCAGCCCGCGCCGCCGCCGGCGCCGACGGGCGAGGAGCAGUGGUACAACGGCGUGCAGUACCAGUCGCCCGUCGAGGUGGUCGCCACCAUCGGUCAGCUGCCCACGUACGGCUCUGGCGUGUACGACCCCUGGGGCGGGCCCAAGCUCGAGUUUGAGGACGCCGGGAUCCAGAUGCCUAGCGCCCGCAUCGAGAACAUGUAGAUGGCCCGACGACCGGGUUUCAUCUCUUGUCUUUCUCGUCCUCUCUCCACCACCACCACCACCACCGCACCUCCUCCUCCAUCCGUGGUCC
Gaeumannomyces tritici R3-111a-1 is the source of this 1730-nucleotide messenger RNA. RefSeq names its product zinc finger protein 32. Bases 47 to 1639 code for a protein of 530 amino acids. Gene Ontology annotation, molecular function: DNA-binding transcription factor activity, RNA polymerase II-specific; RNA polymerase II cis-regulatory region sequence-specific DNA binding. NCBI's taxonomy places the organism in Eukaryota, Fungi, Ascomycota, Sordariomycetes, Magnaporthales, Magnaporthaceae. Gene Ontology annotation, cellular component: PcG protein complex; transcription regulator complex. The transcript has 3 exons. Gene Ontology annotation, biological process: regulation of transcription by RNA polymerase II. The record is from RefSeq and is a predicted model, not a curated record.